Paramormyrops kingsleyae is the source of this 1684-nucleotide messenger RNA. The record is from RefSeq and is a predicted model, not a curated record. NCBI's taxonomy places the organism in Eukaryota, Metazoa, Chordata, Actinopteri, Osteoglossiformes, Mormyridae.
AUCUACUGUACGUUUUCAAACUCUCAAGUUGUACCUUGUGUUCCAUGUGCUUAUCAUGCACUCCUCAUUUGCUUUUUUUCAGCAGACGAAUAUAAAAGGGACAGUUCGCUUCCAUGUAGGUUUUAAACUUUAACUGCUUACCAUAUGAAAUAAUAAAAUGUAUAAAGUAACCAAACAGCCGCGAAGAAAGGAAACAAGAAUGAACUGUUUCAGACAUUGAAGACUUGCAGUUUGUGGCAAAAUUAAAAACAAAUACUUAAGACUAUGAUUAUUUGGCAGGUUUACAAGCGCCAGUAGGUGGAGCUGAGGGCGAAAUUGUCAUGACUUAUUUCCAUAACUCAAGAAAGCUUGUAUCAUUUAAUUAAGUGAUUUACUUAAAAUUUUACUACCGUAAUAGAGAGGCGGAAGAAAUUAUGCGCAGUUAAAAUAUAAAUCAUACAGCAAGCCCUCCCAAGCAAUAGUCGUAGACACAAGCCAACCGAAAAAAGACGAAAAAAUAGGAGCCUGAGCCGCGACGAGGGUCUAUUUCUAGAUGCGCGUUCUCGGGCGCGACGUUCUCGAGGCGACUCUCUGCUUUCUGUCACCGGUGUCAGCUAGCGGCUUCCCCCUGUGGCCCCCGCGGCAAGCUGGAGAGGAGAGGCGGAGGUUCUGAUCGUCACCGCUUCCUCCUUGAUGACCUAUCCACGCUCCAAGUCUCCCCUUGACUUUUUAAUUUUUUAAUAAGUGUUUUUUGUUUGUUUUUGAGGGCGCCGUUUCUUCUUCGCAUCUAACAGCGUUUCCUGCAUCUGCACCCAGACACGCACGUGUUUGAUUUCCGCAUUUUGUUUCAAAGUCUCCAAGUUGUCUUGUCCGUGCACCGGCUCGAGUCUCCGCUCCUGGAUGCCCAGCCGCAUUUACUCACAUCCUCCUCAAUCUAGAGUGAGGACGUUGCCUCACCGGCCGGCACGUGCCUAAUGGUUAUUUGUGUCGUAAUAUGCAUUUAAUUUUUGUUUAUUCGAAUUCUUUUGUUCAAAUAAGCAAGGAAUAGUGUGCAGUUUGAUGCGCGGGAUAGGCGCAAUCUUUCUUUUGCUCCAAGAUGCCAGUGAGACGGGGUCAUGUAGCGCUCCAGAACACCUACCUGGACACCAUUAUACGCAAAUUCGAAGGGCAGAACCGCAAGUUCCUGAUCGCCAAUGCGCAAAUGAAGAACUGCAGCAUCAUCUACUGCAAUGAUGGCUUCUGCCAGAUGUUUGGCUUCUCGCGGGCAGAGAUAAUGCAGCAGCCCGGCACCUGUCAGUUCCUAGUGGGUCCAGGCACCAUGAAGAGUGCCUUGACCCAGUUGGGGCAGGCUUUGCUUGGGUCUGAGGAGCACAAGGUGGAGAUCCUCUACUAUGCCAAGGAAGGGACCUGCCUACCCUGCAUGGUGGACGUGGUUCCGGUGAAGAAUGAGGAGGGAACAGUUAUCAUGUUCAUACUCAACUUCCAGGAGCUGCUUGACACUUCGCUGAGGAAGGGGGGGCUCAGGCAGCACAUAGCCCAGGGCUGGGUCCGGACCGGUCAGAGGCACCGGCUGAGGCUGAGGCUGCCGUCUCUGCGGGCCAUCUCCCUGCGCCGAGCCUCCCAGUCCAAGGACCAGUUUGAGGGUGUGGUGGUGGACUACCUGCAGUGCCCCCUGGUGGAUUGGAGUCAGGGAGCAGAGGCCUAG